AUGGCCUUCACCUAUAAUGCAGACCUUGUAUGCAUGAAAGACAGCGCCUCCAACUGGUGUUUCGUGGAGUCACAGACAUGGCAAGGGAGCGACUACAUUCGCUGGGAUCCAACCAUGUGCUACAGCGACGGCGACGACCAGAGUUCAGUGCCUGCUCAAUGCACUGAUCCCGACUUCGAUAUAGGCGCCGUCACAGACGACAUGUCCGCCCUCACCAUGAUAUACGACAAGGAACUGGGGAACUGCUCCACACAGCUGCCCUACACUACUUCGGCCUCCACUUUGUACGUAGGGCGGGCAACGGCAACGGCUCCUACCACCACGGGUCCAUCGACUAUAGCUCCAACAGCAACACCAACUUGUCUGGGUCAAAUGGUGCAGCCGCUGAAACAAUGGCUCACCUGCAACGAUCUCAGUGAUACGUACGGUAUCUCAACUGGUGAUGCUCGGGUUAUCACCAAUAAUGAAAACUGCUAUUUCAACGAAACCACCUGCUUUCCCUUUCCAUGCAUGCUUGAUAUCGUUUGGGACGAGCCAAAUUGCGACGAGCUUGCACAGAGAUAUUCCAAUUCAACUUACAAAAUCACCGUUGGCCAAUUCCUCAGUUGGAACGCCAACAUCCAGGGUAGUUGUUCGGGAGUUGCGAUGGGACAGCGUGUAUGUAAAGGCGCGCCGGGCGGCACAUAUCCCAAACCCACCGCAACCAUCACGGCGCCUGCGGGAACGGGGACGCCAACAUACUACACAACAGCCACGCCAGCCCACCCAACCCAGAGUGGAACUAUCAAGGACUGUGGCCAUUAUGACUUCGUCGAAGCCGGCGACGACUGCGCUACCGUCUCCCAGCGCUGGGGUAUAACCUUCAGCCAACUUCAGACAUACAACACCUACCUAGACUCCAAGUGCCUCAACUUGUGGCUCCAUUACGAUGUGUGCGUCGCCCGCGUCACGCCUCAGACAGUGUCGAAGGAUGGGGCCUGCCCGCCGGGAGUGACCUGUGUGGGAAGCACCUUCGGCGACUGCUGCUCUCCAUAUGGCUUCUGCGUUAAUGACCCCAAAUACUGCGUCGAGGGCGGUGGCACAGGGACAAAGGACGGUACCUGCGGACCAGACCACGGUGGCACGACCUGCACCCCUCAGUUUGGCACCUGUUGCAGCAUCUACGGGUACUGCGGCAGUACCUCUGACUUCUGCGGCGCUGGGAACUGCCACUCCGGCGCCUGUGAGACAGAUAAUGGUGGCCCAUCAACAAAUGGCGAGUGCGGACCGCUGUUUGCUGGAAACAAAACCUGCACCGGCACCCAGUUUGGAAACUGUUGUUCUAAAUCUGGGUAUUGUGGCAGUACGAGUGCCUAUUGUUCUGGCUCUAAUUGCUAUAGUGGCGCAUGUACAGAGUAA
Messenger RNA from Nannizzia gypsea CBS 118893, 1398 nucleotides. RefSeq names its product agglutinin isolectin 1. Bases 1 to 1398 code for a protein of 465 amino acids. The record is from RefSeq and is a predicted model, not a curated record. Gene Ontology annotation, molecular function: chitin binding. NCBI's taxonomy places the organism in Eukaryota, Fungi, Ascomycota, Eurotiomycetes, Onygenales, Arthrodermataceae. The transcript is spliced from 4 exons.